GGGAUGGUGUCAAUUCCCCCACUUUGUUGUUUUACUUCUGAAGAGAGUCAUUAUUCAAUAAAAAGUGCUGCAGCAGUUUUGGGUAUUGGGGCAGACAAUUGUUUUAAUAUUCCAACGGAUGCCUCAGGCAGAAUGCUUCCUAGGGCUUUGGAAGAACAAAUAAUUAAAAGUAAAGAAGAGGGUCUCUAUCCUUUCUUUGUUUGUGCAACGGCAGGAACAACAGUUUAUGGCGCUUGGGAUCCAAUAGAAGAGAUUUCUGAAAUUUGUGAAAGACACAAUCUUUGGCUACAUGUUGAUGCAGCUUGGGGUGGUGGAAUUUUGUUAAGUCCAGAAUACCGACACAAAUUGGCGGGAAUUGAACGUGCAAAGUCUGUUACUUGGAAUCCACACAAAUUAAUGGGGUCUUUACUUCAAUGUUCUGCUUGUUUUGUAAGACAAGAGGGUUUACUCUUCCAAGUCAACCAAAUGUCUGCGGAUUACCUUUUCCAACAAGACAAACCUUAUGAUGUAAGUUAUGAUACUGGAGAUAAAGCAAUUCAAUGUGGUCGACAUAAUGAUAUAUUUAAGCUUUGGUUAAUGUGGCGUUCAAAGGGAAUGGAAGGCUAUCGUCGUCAAAUUAAUCGUCUUAUGGAUAUGGCCAAAUACUUUACUGAAAGAAUUAAGGCAACUGAAGGAUUUGAAAUGGUUGUGGAUGAACCAGAAUUUCUGAAUAUAUGUUUUUGGUAUGUCCCAAAAAGUAUUCGAAGUGUUGAUUUGAGAGAAAAAAUGAGCCGUUUAGAAAAAAUUGCCCCAAAAAUAAAAGCGCAAAUGAUGAAAAGAGGGACGACAAUGGUUGGAUACCAACCAGAUGAACAUAAAAAACGUCCAAAUUUUUUUCGAAUGGUUAUUUCGAAUUCUAAUGUUCAGAAGGUUGAUUUGGACUUUAUAAUUGAUGAAAUAGUUAAUUUGGGGUAUGAUUUGUGAAUGAAAGAUAAAAGAAGAGAAGAAAAUUAAAAGGAAGACAUGAAAAAAAUAAAAUAACAAAAUAAUACACAAUUUACACAAGCUUUAUAAUUUUUAAAAAGUAAAAGGAAUUUGCCUAAUUAAUUUUAAUUAGAGUAGGUAUUUUUGUUUGCGACUAUUUGGAAGAAAGGGGGCGAAUAUGUGGACUUUUCAGGAGAACAUUUCAGAAAAAACUUGCGAUUAUGUGGCCCGUUCUGUUGGUAAUUGACCAUUUAUUCGCAGU
This is a messenger RNA of Meloidogyne enterolobii, 1225 nucleotides long. NCBI's taxonomy places the organism in Eukaryota, Metazoa, Nematoda, Chromadorea, Rhabditida, Meloidogynidae. The record is from the annotation of a GenBank genome assembly.